Aspergillus affinis is the source of this 552-nucleotide messenger RNA. RefSeq lists its product as uncharacterized. The transcript is spliced from 2 exons. Lineage: Eukaryota; Fungi; Ascomycota; Eurotiomycetes; Eurotiales; Aspergillaceae. Bases 1 to 552 code for a protein of 183 amino acids. The record is from RefSeq and is a predicted model, not a curated record.
AUGAGCCGUUUGCGUUUGGGGGAUAUUCAUGUAGAGUAUGCAACGGAAGCGCGAGAUGCGCGACAAGCCGAGCGAAACAGGCCUAAGGACUUGGAUAAGGAAACUAACGUCAAGGUUGAAAAGUCGCUAGAGAACUCUCCUUCUGCUUCGAGUUCCCCAGGUCCACCACUUUCGCCAGGGCUUCAAGAACCAGAUGUGUCAGAGAAACAGAAAAUGAGCCAUCUUGAAUCGGAAGGUCAGAUAGAAGAAUCGAGGGAACAGCCUGAAAUCCAGAUGGACGAUUUACCAGAGAGCCCUACUGCUGCCUCAAACUCACCAAGGGCACUGAGCGACAGCAGCCCUUUCACCAUGAACCAGCUGAUAAAACAAGAAGCCAAAGUGAACGAGGAGAAUAAGGACAACAAUGCAGAUGAGAACUAUAUGCAGAAAGAGCUACCAAGGGACUCGCAGCCGGUGGGUCAUCAUAAACGGGCCCAAUCGACUGCCAGGAAGAGGAGGAAAGCGAAGAAGAAGAGAGAGAAGAGUAGAAAGAGAAAACAUCGGAACAAAUGA